AUGACCACGGCUAACAGCCUCACCACCCCGACCUAUUCUGCCCUCACUGUCACUGCACAGGUACAUUAAGCAUUGGCCUGGUCAGUCACGUGCGAGUCCAUCGUACAGGGACUAGCAAGCCAGAGCUAGGUGCAACACCGGACCCGCCUGAAGUGCCCGCAUGGUCCUCGCACAUUCAGCCGCCGCACGGGUCUACUAGGUCACAUGCGCCUUCAUGGAAACCUGCGUUAAAUCUCCGCGGACACGACCACAUCACCCCAUCAACACAUGCAUCACACACACGCCCCUCCAAUAUCCAACUUCAGCAGCAUCCCUCACGUAAGUGGGAAGUAUGCUUUUCGGUUCCUUUCUCUGUGUGGCUCCUCUGCUGCAAAUGAGACCUGGGCGCUAUAUCGCCUUGUGUGUGAAAUCAUGGUGUGUGCGUUUCGGGUGGCUGGGUGGUGUAUGUGCUGCUAAGGAGGCCAAAUCCGUCGAUACAAGGAUACUCUGAAGGCCUCCUUCAAGGGUCUGCAGAUUAACCCGUCCAACUGGGAAGACCUCGCUCGAGACUGGCCGACCUGGGGGAGGACAGUGAAGACAGGCGCUGCGAUCUACGAAGCUAACCGCAGCGCCGCCGCCAAAGUCAAACGCAAAGCACGCAAGUCCUAGCUGCGCCCACUUCGCAAUGCCAACGCAAAACCGCUACCAACGUGUCCUCGGGGUCAACGGAUAUUCAGGGCGCCAAUUGGACUUGCUGGACAACUUUGAACCAAUUGCGCCACUCGGGCUGCACCAACCGUCGUCCCUCCCUCCCUCCACCUCUUCCUCGCCCUCUACGUCGCCAACUGAUUCUGACUGUGCUCCUGAACGACCACAUCCAUCCAUCGUCGUCCUUCUCCUCCCCCUCCUCCUCCUCCUCCUCCUCCUCCUCCUCCACUACCCCAACAUUUGCCGUUGUGGUGUCUGUCAAGCACAUCAACAUUACACACAAUCCUGACACACCGGAAAACACCAAACGCACCACCGUCGACGUCAGUGGUGUGGACCCGGCCUAUACGUGUCCUCAUUGCGACCGCACUUUCACCUCACACAUCGGCUGGUCAGUCACUUGUGAAAUCAUUGCACAGUGA
Spirometra erinaceieuropaei is the source of this 1109-nucleotide messenger RNA. Lineage: Eukaryota; Metazoa; Platyhelminthes; Cestoda; Diphyllobothriidea; Diphyllobothriidae. The record is from the annotation of a GenBank genome assembly.